Molecule: messenger RNA, 2808 nt
Organism: Penicillium soppii
Lineage: Eukaryota; Fungi; Ascomycota; Eurotiomycetes; Eurotiales; Aspergillaceae
Product: chaperonin-containing T-complex subunit CCT8
Exons: 11
Coding region: 1-2808 (935 amino acids)
Biological process (GO): proteolysis; protein folding
Cellular component (GO): chaperonin-containing T-complex
Molecular function (GO): ATP-dependent protein folding chaperone; ATP binding; metalloendopeptidase activity
Source: RefSeq, a predicted model, not a curated record
AUGUUCCGCCAACCAAUACGCGCACUCCGCGCACUCCGCACAUUUCCAUCCCACCCAGGCGCAAGCGCAAACUCUCUCCUCAUUGCGCCUCGACAUCCAGUCCACAGAGGCCUCAAUCAACUCACAAAGCGAUCCAGCAAGAAAAUUACCCAGUCACGACCUCCCACCCAUCAAGUCAACCGCCCCUUCACAACAACUCACCGCACCAACCGCCAGCAAUACCACCGCUUCACCAACACCCGCCAACCACUCUCCAAUCUCCUUCAAGCCGCCAAACCCCACCACUUCGUCUUUCUCGGCCUCACCAUCUCAGGAUUAUACCUGUAUAACACCGAUGAAGUACCGCAAACAGGACGCCGGCGCUUCAACUGCGUGUCGCGCUCGCUGGAGCUUAAGACGGGCAUCGAAAGCUACCGAGACAUCCUGAAUGCCGAGCGUGGAAAGGUCCUACCUGAUAACCAUCCAGUAACGCGAAUGGUGGAUGGUGUGCUACGGCGGCUUGUGGGUGAUGCUGAAGGGGACUGGAGGGUACAUGUUAUUCAGGACGAUGGGGUUGCUAAUGCGUUCGUGCUUCCUGGAGGUAAGGUCUUCGUUUAUACGGGUAUCUUGCCGGUUUGUUACGACGAGGAUGGCCUGGCUGCUGUGCUGGGUCAUGAGAUUGCGCAUGUUGUUGCUAGGCAUCCGGCUGAGCGCAUGAGUAAUAGUUUCUUGACCCUCGGGGCUGUCCUGGCUAUGUCCCUCUUUUUUGAUGUCUCUGGGCAGAUUUCUUCUUUUCUGCUGAAUUUGAUGGUUAGUCUGCCGAAUUCGCGGACGCAAGAGGCUGAGGCAGACAAUAUUGGGCUGAUGAUGAUGUCCAAGGCCUGUUUUGACCCUAGGGCGGCUGUUAAACUGUGGGCUCGCAUGCAAGAGCGAGAGAAACAAUCUCCGCCGCAAUUUAUGUCGACUCAUCCAUCGAACUACAAUCGGAUGGAAGCAAUUCAAGGAUUACUUGACAAGGCUGGACAUGUCUAUAACGAGAAUGGAUGCAAUGAAAUCAGGGGUCACAUGCCUGGUUUCCGAACCGCCUAUAACGCAGUCACCCGGGGUUUGACGCGACAUCAGAUCAUGUCACUUCAAAUCCCAGGUCCCUCCCAAGCGGGGCUUUUCAAGCAGGGUUACCAGAGCCACGAUGCGGAAGAUGGAGCCGUCAUCCGUAACAUCGAAGCCUGCCAGGCUAUCUCGGGUACCGUCCAGACCUCCCUGGGCCCCUAUGGCCGCAACAAGAUCGUCAUCAACCACUUGCAGAAGAUGAUUUUGACCUCCGAUGCGGCGACUAUCCUCCGCGAGCUCGAUGUUGUUCACCCCGCUGCUAAGCUGCUCGUUAUGGCCAGUCAGCAGCAGGAUGCGGAGAUGGGCGAUGGUACCAACUUGGUCAUUGUGUUGGCCGGUGAGCUGUUGAAGAAGGCAGAGGAGUUGAUCCGCAUGGGCUUGAAGACGAGUGAUAUUGUUUCCGGAUAUGAAAAGGCUCAGAACUUUGCCAUGGCCACUCUCGAGGAGCUCGAGGUCGACAGACUCCAGGAUAUGCGAUCAGCGACCGAACUGAGCAAGGCUCUCCGCACAGUCGUGGCUUCCAAGCAGUCCGGCACCGAAGAUACCCUGGCUGCGUUGGUUGCCGAGGCGGUUCUGGCCGUGCUUCCCCAAAAUCCGCUCAACUUCAACGUCGACAACGUGCGAGUCGUUAAGAUUAUGGGUGGUAGCUUGGAACAAUCCAAGGUUGUCAAGGGUAUGGUCUUCGGCCGGGAGCCGGAUGGAGUUAUCAAGAAGGCCAGCAGAGCUAAGGUCGGCGUGUUCAGCUGCCCCAUCGAUAUCAGCCAGACCGAGACCAAGGGCACAGUUCUCCUGAAGAACGCUCAGGAAAUGAUGGACUUCACCAAGGGUGAGGAAUCGCGUCUGGAGGCUGCCAUCAAGGAGCUCUAUGACUCCGGCCUCCGCGUCCUUGUUGCCGGCUCCACCGUCGGCGACCUGGCCAUGCACUACCUCAACCGCUUCAAUAUCCUGGUCGUCAAGGUUUUGUCCAAGUUCGAGCUCCGCCGCCUGUGCCGUGUUGUCGGCGCUACACCUCUUGCCCGUCUGGGUGCUCCCAUGCCCGAUGAGAUGGGCCAGAUCGACGUCGUCGAGACCACCGAGAUCGGUGGUGACCGUGUCACCGUCUUCCGCCAGGAGGAUGUCAAUGCCGUUACCCGCACAGCCACCAUUGUCCUGCGCGGUGCUACCCAAAAUCACUUGGAGGACGUUGAGCGCGCCAUCGAUGACGGCGUGAACGCUGUCAAGGCCAUCACCAAGGACCCCCGCUUGGUGCCUGGUGCCGGUGCCACCGAGAUCCAGCUCGUGGAGCGCAUCUCCAACUUCGCCGACCGAACCCCCGGUCUUCCCCAGCACGCUAUUCGCAAGUACGCCGAGGCCUUCGAGGUCAUCCCCCGCACACUCGCCGAGUCUGCCGGUCUCGAUGCCACCGAGGUUCUCUCGCGCCUGUACACCGCACACCACCGCGCCUCUAAUGCCGAGUCAUCUUCCGAAGAGGAGGGCAGCUCUUCCGAGGAGGAGGAUCACUACUGGACUACAGGUGUGGAUCUUGAAAUUGGCGAGUCUGACGGUACCCUUGAUACCGUUGAGGAGGGUAUCCUGGAUCUUUUGGCUUCUAAGAUGUCUGCGAUCCGCCUGGCCAGUGAGUCUGCCCGGACGGUGCUGAGCGUUGACCAGAUCAUUGUCUCCCGACAGGCGGGAGGCCCUAAGCCUCCGCAGGGUGGAGGUGACUGGGACCAGGACUAA